Molecule: messenger RNA, 867 nt
Organism: Epithele typhae
Lineage: Eukaryota; Fungi; Basidiomycota; Agaricomycetes; Polyporales; Epitheliaceae
Product: DUF125-domain-containing protein
Exons: 5
Coding region: 1-867 (288 amino acids)
Biological process (GO): intracellular manganese ion homeostasis
Cellular component (GO): fungal-type vacuole membrane
Molecular function (GO): iron ion transmembrane transporter activity; manganese ion transmembrane transporter activity
Source: RefSeq, a predicted model, not a curated record
AUGCCCGAGUCCUCCUCUUCCUCGGCGCCAUCCGUUCCUCUUCCCCGACGCGGCAGCUCGGAACACGUCCCCGGAAACAAGCCACCCGUUUGGUCAAUCAACAACGCUGAAGGUCCUGAAGUCGCCCCUCUACCCGCGAAAUGCGACCGACACGAGCCGGUGCGGUCGGGAGUAUGCUGCAAAGAGCUGAAGGGAGACGACGAGCGCACACUCAUUGACCCAGAUGUUGUCCGCGAUGUCGUGAUCGGCCUCUCCGACGGCCUCACCGUCCCCUUCGCGCUCACCGCCGGCCUCUCCUCCCUCGGCGAGUCCAAGCUCGUCAUCCUCGGCGGCAUCGCCGAGCUCAUCGCCGCCGAGCGCGACCACUACCGCUACCUGAAGCGCGUCACCGCCGCGCGCGUCGUCCGCUCCUGCGACGGCGAGAUGGAGCGCGAGGUCCACGCCGUGCUCGGUCCUGUCGGCGUCGACGAGAAGAUCUCGCGCCAGUUCAGCACGCACGGCGCCGACGGCGCGCACGCGCACGCGGGCUCGAGCCCCGCGCACAAACCGCGCGCCAGCACCUCGUCCGACGUCACCCUCGCCGAGGACGGCGGCGCGCUGCGCUGGGCGGGCGACGUCGGGCUCACCGCCUUCCUCCUCAAGUUCGGCGAGGGCCUCGAGGACCCCGUCGCGCACAUCGCGCUCAUAUACUCUUCGGUCGUCACCGGUAUAAUCCUCCUCAUCUUCGGUGCCGUCAAGGCGCGCAUUACGGGUGCGGGUGCGGGCUUCGGGGAUUAUGUCUGGGGUGCGAUAUCGACCCUUUGUGUCGGCGGUGCAGCAGCAGCGGCAGCAUAUGCCAUCGUUGCAGCGUUGGAGGCGAAGGAGUAG